Myotis davidii is the source of this 1244-nucleotide messenger RNA. RefSeq names its product calcineurin like EF-hand protein 2 (gene CHP2). The transcript has 7 exons. Bases 1 to 528 code for a protein of 175 amino acids. Lineage: Eukaryota; Metazoa; Chordata; Mammalia; Chiroptera; Vespertilionidae. The record is from RefSeq and is a predicted model, not a curated record. Gene Ontology annotation, molecular function: calcium ion binding.
AUGGACUUCUCGCAGGCCACCCUGCUCCGCCUCUACCACCGGUUCCGGGCCCUGGACAGCAACAAGAAGGGCUACCUGAGCCGAGUGGACCUGCAGCAGAUCGGGGCGCUGGCCGUGAACCCCCUGGGGGAUCGCAUUAUAGACAGAGAUUUCCCUCCCAGGAGCCUGCGAGUGGAGUUUGUGGAUUUUGCCAGAGUCCUGGCUCAUUUCCGACCUGUAGAUGAUGACACAGGAACCCGGGACCCCAGGGAACCCGAACCCCCCAACAGCAGAAUGAACAAACUUCGCUUUGCAUUUCAGCUCUACGACCUGGAUCGAGAUGGCAAGAUCUCCCGGCACGAGAUGCUACAGGUACUCCGGCUCAUGGUUGGGGUCCAGGUGACGGAAGAGCAGCUGGAAAGCAUCACUGACCGCACGGUGCAGGAGGCCGAUGAAGAUGGGGAUGGGGCUGUGUCCUUCAUGGAGUUCAGCAAGUCCCUGGAGAAGAUGGACGUUGAGCAGAAGAUGAGCAUCCGGAUCCUGAAGUGACCUCUGUUCGUCUGGCCAGCUUGACAAGACCAGUUCUGCUUGGCGUUCAUUCUCAGCCCCCGGAGGGAUGGGCUCCAAUAAACGGUUCUUCUACACUGAACUCUAUUCAGGCUCCAGGCGACCAGCUGGCUGGGUGUGUACCAAAGUCCCACUCAUUUGCUCUCAGACCUAUAAAUCAGCCAACAGUAUUGUGGACGCAAGUGACUGGAAUCCAAAUCAAAGGGACUUGAGUUAAAAAGGGGUUUGAUGGGCUCAUGUGAAGGUCAGGAAGUGUCCUCAGGCAGAGCUGGAGCUGAGCGCUCAGAUGGUGCUCUCUGACUCAGUUAUUCUCUGUUUCUCACUCAUUUGUGUGUGUGUUGGCUUCAUUCUAGAAGGGUCUUUCCUCAUGGUGGAUUCGGCCCCUAGCUGUUCCAGGCCUCCUGGGUAAUCCAGUGGGAACAGGUUUCCUUUUUCAACAAUUUCUAGCAAAGAGUGUUAUUAGCUCCCUGGGACCGGGUCCCUUCUCCAGGAGAAUGAAAUGUUCUGAUUGGCCAGACCUGUGUCAUGUGCUACCUGCUAGAGCCAGGAAAUUUUAGGUGCUGAGGACUCAGGAUGGGGUAAGGGGUGAUUUCUUUAAGGACAAGGACGUGCUAUUAGCUCUUGUCUGUGCUGGCCAGACAGAACAAGAGCUAUGCAUCACUGUUAAGUUGACCAAAUGGUUGGAUGUAUGAAGUCUU